AUGCCUCCUCAAGACUUUACCAGAUCAGCGACUACCCAGACACAGACACCAUCCUCCAAUCCUGACAGUGUCUCCUUCGAUUCACAGACGCCCGUUGUGAGGAGAAAAAUAAGAAAGAUUUGCUCACUAGGAGCAGGCUACGUGGGAGGGCCAACAUGCGCCGUCAUAGCGAACAAAUGUCCCGACAUUCAAGUCACAGUGGCCGACUUGAACAGCCAGCGAAUCGCAGCCUGGAACACUGACCACCUCCCCAUCUACGAGCCCGGCCUCAUCGAGGUCCUCAAGCCCGCCCGUGAUGGCAUUGAUCGAACCCCGAAUCUCAUCUUCUCUGACAAAGUCAAAGAAUCCAUCGCAGCAGCAGACCUCAUCUUCCUCUGCGUUCCCACACCUACAAAAUCUACAGGCACGGGCGCCGGUCGAGCAGCGGACUUAGUCUUCGUCGAAAAAGCCGCACGCAUGAUUGCUGAGGUGGCUGAGGAUGACAAGAUCGUGGUGGAGAAAAGCACGGUGCCUUGUAAAACCGCGGACCGCAUCAGGGGGACCUUCUCGGCUAUGGGCAGGCCUGGAGUCCGGUUUGAUAUCUUGUCCAAUCCAGAGUUUCUGGCUGAGGGUACCGCAAUCAACGACCUGCUAGCGCCUGACAGGAUUUUGAUUGGAUCCCUCAAGACUGAGCAGGGACUCCAAGCAUGUGCUGCGUUGGCGGACGUCUACUCUAGAUGGGUGCCUCGAGAGCGGGUCAUUACCAUGAACCUAUGGUCGGCUGAAAUGGCUAAACUCGCCGCUAACGCUCUUCUGGCUCAGCGAAUCAGCAGCAUCAACGCCCUUAGUGCUGUUUGUGAAGCAACAGGUGCAGACAUUGACGAAGUCGCUUUCGCCGUCGGCUUAGACAAACGUAUUGGCUCUAAAAUGCUCAAGUCAUCCAUCGGCUUCGGAGGGUCCUGCUUUAAGAAGGACGUUCUUAAUCUCGUCUACAUUGCCGAGACCAUGCAUCUACCCGAAGUCGCUUCUUACUGGAACUCGGUGGUCGAAAUCAACGAGUACCAGAAGGACCGCUUCAUCAAGCGUAUCGUCGCUUGCUUGUUCCAAACACUCACGAAUAAGAAAGUUGCCAUCCUUGGAUACGCUUACAAGAAAGACACGGGCGACACGAGAGAAAGUGCCGCUAUCAGUAUCGUCAAUCAUCUGAUCGUUGAGAACGCCGAGGUCACCAUCUACGAUCCCAAAGUCGAAGAGAGCGCCAUUUGGGAAAGUCUGUCAUAUGGCAGUGACAAAUUCGACAAGAUCAAGAAACGAACCACGGUCUGCAAAACCGCGUACGAGGCUUGCGAAGACGCCGAUGCCGUCGUCAUUGCCACGGAAUGGGAUGAGUUCAGCAACAAGACCGUCAAACCUCCCACCGUCACCCAGAGCAACCCCACCACAAUCGGCCACAGUAUCGCCAAGCGAGCUUCAAGUUCAUCUCAAGACUCCGAAACAGCCUCCUCACCCAACGGCAUCAGCUCCAAAUCUUCCCUCGCAGACCUGAGCUCUCGAACCUCAGUCGCCGACGAAGACGAAACAGCUGUCAAAGGUACCGCUCCACUCGUCAGCAUCCGCGAGCAUGUCGCUACUAUUGAGCAGAGUCAAUCGAAUGGCCGCCUGGAUUGGAGCCAUGUCGCUAGGGUGAUGAGGAAGCCUAUGUAUGUGUUUGAUGGGAGGAACGUAGUUGAUACGGCAAAGUUGGGGAGGUUGGGUUUCAGAGUCGAGGGGAUCGGAAAGGCGGGGACGGGGACUUUGUAA
Messenger RNA from Letharia columbiana, 1779 nucleotides. RefSeq lists its product as uncharacterized. Gene Ontology annotation, biological process: glycosaminoglycan biosynthetic process. Gene Ontology annotation, cellular component: nucleus; cytosol. The record is from RefSeq and is a predicted model, not a curated record. NCBI's taxonomy places the organism in Eukaryota, Fungi, Ascomycota, Lecanoromycetes, Lecanorales, Parmeliaceae. The coding region runs from base 1 to 1779 and encodes 592 amino acids. Gene Ontology annotation, molecular function: UDP-glucose 6-dehydrogenase activity; NAD binding. The transcript is spliced from 2 exons.